This is a messenger RNA of Porites evermanni, 1572 nucleotides long. Lineage: Eukaryota; Metazoa; Cnidaria; Anthozoa; Scleractinia; Poritidae. The record is from the annotation of a GenBank genome assembly.
UCAAAAAGCCUAACGUUUCUGAAUCAAGUAGUCAAUUUGGUGCUCUUGCCAAGGAGCUGAAAAGACAAGACUGUCCACAAUAUGCAGGUUUCUGCAGUCUGGCCAAAGCAAGGUGUGAAAAUACGCUCUCAAACGCGACCGGGGAAGUCGAAGCACUUACCGAAGCGGCAAGAUUGUUUUUAGAAGCGGAGAAGAACUGCGUAGAACUUAAAUGCCCGGCGUUCGAGGAACACUUGACUGAAGCAAUACAUUUGUAUAAUCAAGCCAUUAAGAUCCACUGUGCCCAAGGGAACCCGGCUUUAGGGGCUUGUUUGUGUCUGGAGAUAGGAGACGCCUUGAGAUACAUGAACCGGCCCCACGAAGCUAUGGUCCACUAUCAGCAUGCAGCGGAGUUACAGCAUCAGAAUCCUAUAGAUGCUCUGCAGUCUAUGACUUUAGUGGCAUCAUGUAAAAUUGAGACAGGUAGAUAAUUUAACCUGAGGCAUGUUAAACAAUCCACCCUAUUAAUGGAUAAUGGAACAGUUUCACUUACUUAAAAGUGGUUCUUAAAUGUUGUUUUGAUCAAUGUUAUGAAUGGUUCAAUUCUAUUUGUUCCAGACCAAUACACCACCCCCCACCCCCCAUCCCCACCACCAUUACCACCACCACCAAAGGAUACACCUUUUUUCUUACAUGGCAGUCUAUUCCCUCCCCACCCCCAUAAAUGCAGAAAGGAAGAAUUCCCCACCCCCUGGGCUCCUCAUCAACCACACAUCCUUUGUUUUGAUAACAACAAUAAUUGAUUUCCAUAUAGCAAAUCAAGAUGUUUUGUAAUAAUUUGAUGACAGCAUUUUAAGUGAAAUUGUCCCAGGUUUGUAUAUCAUAAAAUACAGGACUGAGAUCUCUUUUUUUAAAUAGGCCAUACAUCCAUUUUCAUUAAGAUAUUAUAUUUCCUUCCUCUCUACUUGUAGGGAGGGCGGAAAUAUAAAAACAUUGGUGGUUUGGGGUAGGUUUUCCAGGAGUGGGCAUUAGAAAAAGGGCAAGUAGGCUCACUCAGUUGUUUCAAAAUUUCUCGGAUUCUGUGGCUCAUGCAACCAUUUCCCCCCCUAUUCAAAUUCUUUCCCAUUGGCUUCUUUAGUUGAGAUGCAACCAGAAUAGACUAAGGUUAUUUGUGUUUCAGGUGAUUUUGACGGUGCUCUAUCUGUGCUAACUGAGAUGGCUUAUUUUGCUGAGGAACGUGGAUCUGUGAGCCAGCCCCAUGGCAAGUUACAAGGUCCGUAUCAAGAAAUCUUAGCGCAUUGUGAAAUUGGACGUGUCCUUCUUCUUAUGUUACUGCAGCCCACACCUCAACGCAUUCGUCCUCAACAUGCUCAGAUACUUGAGAAAUACUCUGAAGGCAAUGUCACUGGGCACCCUGUAGAAUUUAUGAACAAAGAUUUGUUUCUGUUGCUGCAGUCUGUUGUGAUGGUUUGUCAGGAAGGAGAUGCAUGUGCUCUGCAGGAUCUUGAAAAAGAUCUAUGGACUUAUCUCAACCCUGAGCAACAGCAUCUUCUACAUUUGAUUACCCUAAAAAUGUCAAACAAGGAACACUAA